CAACUCUUUUAAGGAGACUAAAAUAUUAUUUUUUCAUGUAGAAAUCGCAAAUCAAAAAAGUUUCUUGUUUCUUUUUCGCAGAGUUUUAGGCAUAAUCUUGCCAUGCUUUUAAGAAGUUUUGCUUUAGUCAUUGACUAACUAUACAUUAAUAAGGUACAUACAACUGCUGAAGGACCACGAUGGAUCAGUCACACAGAGAUAUCUUGAAGAAGAACAGGACAUUUAUAAUAGACAGCAUAGCUAACCCGAUAGAGGUGGCAGAGAGGUUGUUUGAGCAAGAAAUUUUUUCAGAAGGCAUGAGGCAAGAAAUUGAGGCUCAAAAGACACCAAAUGACAAAGUUCGGAAAAUUAUCAACACUCUUCCAAAAAGAGGUCCAAGAGCCUUUGGAAUAUUUCUUGAAGUGUUGCACGCUACAGAUAAUACUGACCUAGCAGCAAGACUCAGCGGAUCUGGGAUGGGGGAUGGGCAUAGCCGGGGUGUGGCCAUUCCUCAGGAGGAUGUUGCCUUGCCAACAGAAUGGCCAAGCGAGGCGCACAUGACAGCAGCAAUCGAAGUAAAACCGUGUAAUGUUUAUGGAGACCAAGUACGAACACAGUGGAGAAACCCUAAUGUGUACAACAUGAAAAAGCGGAUCAGAGGAAGAUGCUUUAUUAUAUCGAACAUGUUUUUUGCUAUGGAACUUGAUGAGAAAGGUGUGGCAAGGAGUAAACUGGCGACUCGUUACGGCACAGAAAAGGAUGUAGACGACCUUAAAAAGCUGUUUCAACAACUACACUUUCAAGUUGAUGUUAAGACAGAUCUUAAGAGGGAUGAAAUGUCCACUGCUUUAUUUCAAGAAUCAUCUAAAAUGUCCCUACGAGAUAUGGAGUGUUACGUAUGUGUGAUAUGCAGCCAUGGGACGCGGGAGGGGAUAUAUGGGACAGACGGAGGAGUCAUCACACUGGAAGAAGUAACAUCGUACUUUGAUGGUCAACAUUGUCCGUAUCUCAUGCAGAAACCAAAGUUGUUCUUUAUACAAGCUUGUCAAGGAGACCAAGUGGACCGCACAUCUGACCAAACGAGGGACUUAGGCCUGGAUCUCUCAACUCUCUCCAGACAGUUUAAGAAGAGUGUGAGCCUCAAAAAUGGAUGUCAACCAGAUGCAGGCCCCAAGCCACCCCGACCACAGGUUGUUGUGGAGCCGACUGACAGAACUGAUGCGGUGAUGGGCAAUACUGAGGAACGAUGUGUACCCUCAAAACAGGACAUGUUGGUGGCAUGUGCCACUCAUCCUGAUUUUGUUUCCUUCCGGAAUGAGCAUUUUGGGUCAUGGUUUAUUCAGGCUGUGAUCUAUGUGUUCCAAAAGUUUGCUGCAACAGAAUCUAUCCUCGAUCUACUGACACUGGUCAAUCGGCUUGUAGCUAUAGGGCGGACAUCGACAGAUCGAGGACACCUAGCCCCCCGGGACGCCACACAGUGUGCCAGAUUUGAGUCCUCACUCACAAAAAAACUGCUAUUCUUUCCUGGUGUGGUAGAUGACAGUUGAGGAGUGAAGGAGCAAUAGUGAUUGAUAUUUAAAAUAUGUGUCUUUUAAUAUUUGGUUAAAAGGUGGAUAACAGUUAUUCCAACUUGGGCUUUAAUUAAAAGUACAACGUUAAGUUAUUGUCAUUGUUGAACAGUUUACAGUUGACUAGAAGACCUGAGAAGACUUGUUAUAAAUGCUGUAGUUUCAAUGUAAUUACUCACUUAUAAUCAUUAAUGCAAUUAUGAUUUUUCAGUUUGAAUAAGAAGUUUAUUGUUGAAAAAGCAUAGAUCAAUUCACAUAUAACUGACCUAAUGAAAUGUUAUUCUUUAACAUACCCGGAACUACAUUGUUAUUCACAAAUAUGACAGUUCCAGAGAACGUUAUCAAGAUGACAGUUCCAGAGAACAUUAUCAAUAUGACAUUUCCAGAGAACGUUAUCAAGAUUAAAUCUCUGUGAAUGAAUUUAACAAUACAAGUAUGAUUCAAAUAGUUUAACACCUGCGCAACAUGACGGAGGUGUGUCAGUUAAACCAUCUCCAAAUCUUACAUGUAACAACUUAAUACAUGUUCUUUCGAGGAUUUCUACAGACUGAUAAUUUGCCAGUCUGGACCGUUUUUGACUUUGCCGGACGGAUUUCAGUAACAGAAAAGUGCUAAAUAAUAUGUACAAAAAUUGCACCUUUUUUAAAUUUCGGUCCAAAACAGCUUAUCAGUAAAUAAUUUAGAAAUUCUAAUACACAGGGUUUGUCUUACCCAUUCCCCAAAUACCAGGGGACAUCCUUUAGGGUUAUAUCGUCUCUUUUAAUUGACUUUGCUGUUUUUAUAACAUCAAAGGGAUUCCUAUCCAUCAAGUUAUGACAAGCAUCAGUGAAACUUACAUUAGCUAUAACUGUAUGUGGUGUGUAUUACACAUAGGUAAAAUAAUUGUUCUAGGUUUAAACAUCACAAGCAUAAUUUUACUAACAAAAAAACUUACAUAUGUGUUUGUAAAGCCCAUGUAUUUUAACCAUUAUAAACUUUGCAUGAUUUAAUCAGUACUUGGGUCUUUAGCUAGAGUUAAGGCAGGGUGCAGAGCCCUGUCAUUUUUUGGUAGCAAGCUUUUUGGUAUAGUCCACCCCAAGUCUGUCAGAUAAUUCUGUUGCUUUGAUUUUAACUUAUAAUAUGCUUGUAUAAUACAAACUUAUUUCGCAGUUCUAAUCCCUGAUAUUACUUCAAUUUAACACAACCUCAAACAUUUUCUGUCAAAUUCAUAAUUCAGGUUCUUCCUAGCCAGAUUCAGUAUGCCCCAUAUUCCUCUUAUGCAGCACCCGGCCCUUUAAAACCUAGCUAAACACCUAGUACUUAAUAUAACUUAUGAACUCACUCAGUAACUUUGUGUCAUAUCGCUCAAUAGCACGUAUUUAACUGUCCUCAUUUCUUGUUUGUUGUCAGACUAUUGUUAAUUUGUUGCAUUAUAUUGUAAGAACAACAAUAUCUCUUAAAUAUAUUGGGUAUUAUUUUCAUAUACUGUUGUUCUUUCAAACAGCCGGCAGCAAAUUAUUGUUCGACUUAUUUUAUUUUUAGUUUAUACAUCAGAUGUACACUAUUCACCAAAAACUCUUUGAAGCAUGAGAUAAUAAUUUGAUUUACCUAUAAUAUAACAUCAUAAGAACAAGUUGAAAAAAAAGAAAAUAUCAUUUUCACUUUAAGAAUUUAAAUGGCAAAAUGCUUUAAAGUAAACCUGUUUUACUGUAAGUUGAACUCAUUCUGUAUUAAUUGUUGUACAAGUAUAAUUGGACAUUUGGACUGUACCAUGUACUUACACUCAUCUUCUUGCCUCAUAUCAUAAAUUACUUCUCUUGAAGAUGCACUCUUACUCUCAAUUAAGAUUUACCAUAUAAUUGUUUUAAUAUAUCAAAAGGGAUGAAUAAAUGUCGAAAAUAGUUCUUAUGAAGGAUACUGAUUUAAUUUGAAAGAAAGUUGCAGAAAACUCAGGAUUUCUUCCCUAUGAAUCAAUAGUAGAUCACAGUUAAUCUUUUAACACUCACCAAUCAUUUAACAUUUUUGCGUUUUCAGCUAUUAAAUACACAGUUGUUACAAUCUUGUUAUGAGAAAUUAAUAUUUUCCAUAAAUGCAUUGUUUAGUAAGCAGUUAAAGGUUUAUCAAUCAAAAUUUAUGUUUGUUAUACAUGCGUAUGUAAUGCAUUUGAAUAAGAGUGUAACUUUAACAUUAUGUUUUGUCUACAUGUCAAAGACUUGUUGUGAUUGUUUCAAUAAGAAUCUUUUACACUAUAUGAACAUGGCUUAUUAGUAUCCUUAAAGAUGAUGUAAUUGUCAGGGUCAUCUGAAAAUUUCAACCAUGGAUACAAACCAUUGAAGAUAUUUAACUGAGACAUCUUGCCAGAGACAUUAUUAACAUGUUUAUAAAGGCUUAUAAACCUAGCUUUAAUUAUCGUCUAGUUUUGUCUCUUGUU
Mya arenaria is the source of this 3957-nucleotide messenger RNA. RefSeq names its product caspase-7-like. NCBI's taxonomy places the organism in Eukaryota, Metazoa, Mollusca, Bivalvia, Myida, Myidae. The record is from RefSeq and is a predicted model, not a curated record. Gene Ontology annotation, molecular function: cysteine-type endopeptidase activity. The coding region runs from base 180 to 1526 and encodes 448 amino acids. Gene Ontology annotation, biological process: proteolysis; regulation of apoptotic process. The transcript is spliced from 9 exons.